Messenger RNA from Schizophyllum commune H4-8, 927 nucleotides. RefSeq lists its product as uncharacterized. Bases 1 to 927 code for a protein of 308 amino acids. The transcript is spliced from 8 exons. The record is from RefSeq and is a predicted model, not a curated record. NCBI's taxonomy places the organism in Eukaryota, Fungi, Basidiomycota, Agaricomycetes, Agaricales, Schizophyllaceae.
AUGCGCGGGGCUCCUAGGGCGAAGGAUGCAACAGGUCAGCACAUUUUAAGAUUGCUCGCGAGGCAGGGAGGAGCUCGCGUCCGCGAAGCGGCGCGAGCGCAAGCUAUAUACGAGCCCUCGUACUUAACUAGAGGCAACGAGCGCGCACUGCGCGGCUGGCGCGUGCCUCCCCUCCCUCUGUUCAUCCGCGUAUACCCAGACGACGCGCGGGGGAACGCUGUCGGCAGGAAGUCGACUUGCGCGGUGGUCCACGGCCUUGCAGACCGCCCCACCGCCGUCGGAGUAGCCGCCGCAAAGACGCACACGAGAUAUCUCCCCCACGCACCCUGUCCUUGCGCUACCGACCGAAUCUCGCAGGAGGGGAAACUAUGUCGGUAUGAGGCGGAUGCGUUGCGCAGACGCUGCCGUCGUUCUGAUCCGUCUGCGCAGAAAGCGGGAGGUCAUGGCCAAAUGUCGCCCCGCUCGUUUCGGCGCCGCAAUCGAGGGCUGAGUUGCAUAUGCGAGAUUUUGACCUCACAUGCCGCUUUCUUGGCAGCCCCUCGCACGGCUGAUGGGAGGGGAGACUAUGCCGCUGAGAGCCGGUCGAGGCGAGGCGAAGCGCCGCCACGUCAAUUGACUGAGGCUACCAUGCUGUACCCUAUGCCGUCCUCAUCGCCGCACGCCGCCUCAAGAUGGACGAGUGACGUUCGACGCAUGCGGCUAGGCCGAGUCGACGAAUUCACGGAUUUUCACCUCCUCAUCGCCGCAUUCCACGCCACUCGAGGCUACAAGCGCCUGUCUACUCACGAGGGGAGAAGGGAUGCGGCGCCCCCGCCCCUCCGCGGCCAUCCCCCAUCACCCCACAACCCCCAUGCCUUGCCAAAUCACAAGGAGCGCACUGACAUCGUGGAGGGUGGUGCUAAGGACGUGCUCACGACGCGCUGCUGA